Messenger RNA from Paramacrobiotus metropolitanus, 2787 nucleotides. RefSeq names its product sodium-independent sulfate anion transporter-like. The record is from RefSeq and is a predicted model, not a curated record. The transcript has 7 exons. Gene Ontology annotation, cellular component: membrane. Gene Ontology annotation, biological process: transmembrane transport. Lineage: Eukaryota; Metazoa; Tardigrada; Eutardigrada; Parachela; Macrobiotidae. The coding region runs from base 282 to 2477 and encodes 731 amino acids. Gene Ontology annotation, molecular function: sulfate transmembrane transporter activity.
UAUCGUGUCCUGCCGUGUCUGUGCUUCAGCCAGACAUGCCAAACGGAUUUUAUGAAUGAGUUUAUCGUAACAUCGUAACUUUAUUGUUCUUGUGAUAACAAAAGCCGGACGCUGGUCUCUUAGUAAAUUAAUGAAAAUAAGUUAUCUGUUAUCGCCUACAAAGUCAACUGCAUAAAUUGUUUGUUGUGUUCACGCAUUGCAUUAAUUACAGCCUUAGAAUUGUCCAAUCAAAUCAGAAUCUGGAUGCAGGACUCAGCGGUGUUGUUACGCUUUAGUCUCUUAUGGAUGAACCGGUGCUGAUCCGUUUUGCGACGAAACCCGCAGACGCCUACAGCCCACAACCUGAUCAAAAUGGCAAACGCCCCUCACUGGGCAGUGAUGCGGAUGCAUGGAUGCUGCAUUCCGAAGUGCGCACGACGCGAACAUAUGGCGGUCCGUUGAGUGUGUCGGAUGUGGUGGGGACAUUGCGACGGUGUUGUUGGCUGCGGACAUGGCAGCGACGACUGCCCAUCUCGUUGUGGAUUAGGAAAUAUUCAUGGAAAGACCUAAAGGGAGACUUCAUUGCGGGCGUAACGGUCGGUCUGACGGUAAUCCCCCAGGCCCUGGCCUACAGCGCCAUUGCGGAACUUCCCCUCGAGUAUGGACUUUACUCAGCCUUCAUGGGAUGCUUCAUGUACACUUUGUUUGGCACGUCGAAAGAUGUGACACUGGGCCCAACUGCCAUUAUUUCUCUACUGACCGCGGAAUCCUUUCCGAAGAAUGCCGGGCUGUCGAAACCACAGUAUGCGAUAUUUCUCUGCUUCUUCACGGGCGUAUUCCAGUGUUUGAUGGCCAUAUUCAAUCUUGGUUUUUUAAUUAACUUCGUCUCCGCUCCCGUCAUCAGUGGAUUUACCAGCGCCAGUGCUUUUAUUAUUAUGUACGGACAAUUAAAGAGCAUCUUGGGAGUGUCGUUUGGGAAAAGCACUGAUGGGGUGUUGGAGCAGACAGCGGGUUAUCUGAAUACUAUCUGGAACAUUAAUGGUUGGGAUGUGCUGAUGGGUGUAAGCUGCAUGGCUAUCCUGCUUGUGUUAAAGGGAUUGCGCCUGCCUCGUCGACAUGGUCAGAAAUCCAAGUCACCUUUGUACACAUAUGCUCGCGAAACACUGAGGCUUAUAUCAGUUGCUCGCUAUGGAAUUGUGGUGAUUGUAGCUGCUGGAAUUGGUUAUUUCUUGGAAGAAUAUUUUCCGAUCUUACAUUCCGUAACUUUAACCAAAGACGUGGAAGCGGGAUUACCCAAUUUUACCGUACCCGAAUUUUCAUUUAACAACCAAACGUUCCGAGAAGUGUUUGUGGAUAUGACCCCCGGUAUAGCAGUUGUAUCCCUUGUUGGCGCCAUGGAGAGUAUUGCCAUUGCAAAAGCAUUUGCGCACCAGUUCCAGUAUAACAUUGAUCCUACGCAGGAAUUUCUGGCCUUGGGCAUGGCUAAUUUCCUGUCAUCUUUUGUUUCUUCGUACCCUGUAACCGGAAGCUUUACCAAAUCAGCACUGAACGCGCAGAGUGGUGUGCGCACACCCAUGGGGUGCGUGUUUACUGGAGCAUUUGUCCUCGGUUCUUUGAGCCUGCUGUCCAGUUCUUUUCGUUACGUUCCCAAAGCUGCACUAGGUGCUGUGAUUAUCUGCGCAGUUAGCGUCAUGUUCGAAUUCAAGAUUUUCCGUGAUCUUUGGCUGUUGAAUAAGAAAGAGCUCAUUCCGUUGAUUAUGACCAUCGCGGUAGGCGUGAUCUUUGGUGUGGAUUUCGGCCUGUUAGCGGGAAUUAUCGGCGCCUUGUUGCUGCUGCUGUAUCCAUUAGCGCGUCCGGCUAUCGAUGUCGAACAUCUGACGAAAACCUACACACCGGCGCCUAUAACGUACACCGACAUUACUUCAGGACGGCAGAUCUUGGAGGUCACUGUCACGCCCCACGGUGCACUGUAUUUCCCCUCGGGUGAAUACAUCAAAGAGUUUUUUGAAGAAGAUAUUUUUCCGCAAAACGGUUUGGAGAAGAUGCGCGUUACGGAUGCCGACGGCGCGGACGCCAUCAGCCCGGUGCUGCUCCCGGAAGGACUGGUUUGCAGCGUGGAUGAAGUGAUUGUGUUCAACGGGAUCCAUUUGAUCAACUCCGAUUACACGACACUCCGGGCGCUGCGGGCUAUUGUCAUGAAGUGUCGCAAAGCCUGUAAGACACUCAAAUUCAUCAACACCCCGAUGAAAAUCUUGCGAAUUGUUCUGCCGAAAGAGGUGCGAGAACAGGUGAAGUGGCCCGAUAAAGAAGAAGGCCAAGCGAUUGUGGUGAAUUUUAGCCAGUCGUUACCGGAAAAGCUGGCGUCGGUGUCGCUGAAUGUGGAGGACGGUGAGAGCCGGCGGGGAUCCAGUGAAGAUAAUCGACGGGAAGGGGAGGAAUCUAUGGUUGUGGCUAGUAGUACAGCGCAGUUGGAAGUCACUUCGAAAUCUCUUCCUUAAGUAUUGUAUAUGGUUUUUUUAAAGACAGAGUAGUUUAACUCAUUCCCAGAAUUUACUUUUUUAAAAUUUUUCCUUGUAAUUGUUCUGUAAUGCGUUUUAUAUUUCCAUGACCCAGGCUUCCAUUGAGUUUGUUCCAAUUUUUUUUGUAUGAGGAUUUACCGUUCUUCCCUUUUAUACCGGUCUAAUUAAGGAUUGCUUUUUUUACAGAGCUGUUGUUCAAUAUACUUCGAAAGCGCUGAUUUGUUUUCUGUAAAACUUGCAUAUGAAGACAUGAGUGAAAACCUGAUAAAAGACCCGUAUAAACACAAAA